This is a messenger RNA of Erinaceus europaeus (western European hedgehog), 3979 nucleotides long. RefSeq names its product formin homology 2 domain containing 1 (gene FHOD1). NCBI's taxonomy places the organism in Eukaryota, Metazoa, Chordata, Mammalia, Eulipotyphla, Erinaceidae. Gene Ontology annotation, cellular component: cytoplasm; cytoskeleton. The transcript is spliced from 24 exons. Gene Ontology annotation, biological process: actin filament network formation; cortical actin cytoskeleton organization. Gene Ontology annotation, molecular function: actin filament binding. Bases 106 to 3714 code for a protein of 1202 amino acids. The record is from RefSeq and is a predicted model, not a curated record.
GGGCGUCCGGUCCGGCCCGGCCCAGGCUGCAAAGUUAGUUGAGUUCACUACUUGGAGGGGCAGGGACCAGCCCAGAGGUGCGCAGCCCCAGCCUCUGGCACAGCCAUGGCGGGAGGGGACGACCGCGGGGACGGGGAGCCGGUGCCCGUGGUGACCGUGCGAGUGCAGUACCUAGAGGAUACCGACCCCUUUGCAUGUGCCAACUUCCCGGAGCCGCGCCGGGCCCCUACCUGCAGCCUGGACGGGGCGCUGCCUCUCGGCGCGCAGAUACCCGCGCUGCACCGCCUGCUCGGGGCCCCGCUCAAGCUGGAGGACUGUGCCCUGCAAGUGUCUCCCUCUGGAUUUUACCUGGACCCUGAGCUAUCUCUGGAAGAACAGCGGGAGAUGUUGGAGGGCUUCUAUGAAGAGAUCAGCAAAGGGCGGAAGCCUACCCUGAUCCUGCGGACCCAACUCUCUGUAAGAGUCAAUGCCAUCUUGGAAAAGUUGUAUGGCUCCAGUGGCCCUGAGCUCCGCCGCUCCCUCUUCUCACUAAAGCAGAUCUUCCAGGAAGACAAGGACCUGGUGCCUGAAUUUGUACACUCAGAGGGUCUGAGUUGCCUGAUCCGAGUGGGCGCUGCUGCCGAUCACAACUAUCAGACCUACAUUCUAAGAGCACUGGGCCAGCUGAUGCUUUUUGUGGAUGGGAUGCUGGGGGUGGUGGCCCACAGUGAGACCGUGCAAUGGCUGUACACACUGUGUGCCAGCCUGUCCCGCUUGGUGGUAAAGACGGCCCUGAAGCUGCUGCUAGUGUUUGUGGAAUACUCGGAGAGCAACGCCCCUCUUUUCAUCCGUGCUGUCAAUGCUGUGGCCUGCACAACUGGCACUCUCCCAUGGGCCAACCUGAUGUCCAUCCUGGAGGAGAAGAAUGGAGCGGACCCCGAGCUGUUGGUGUAUACAGUCACCCUCAUCAACAAGACACUGGCAGCGCUUCCGGACCAGGACUCCUUCUACGAUGUGACGGAUGCGCUGGAGCAGCAGGGCAUGGAGGUGCUAGUGCAGCGCCACCUGAGCACCUCUGGCACUGACGUGGAUCUGCGCACGCAGCUUGUGCUCUAUGAGAGCGCCCUGCGGUUGGAGGAUGGAGACAUUGAGGAAGCUGCUACAGCUUCAGGUGGGCGGCGGGAGCGCCGGAAACCCUCCUCAGAGGAGGGCAAGAGGAGCCGGAGAUCUCUCGAAGGUGGCGGGGGCUGCUCUGUGCGCCCCCCAGAACCUGGCCCAGCAGGCUCCGCCUCAGCAAUAAUCUCCUCCAUUCCCACCACAACGAGCCCCACCUCCAGCCCUGGCCCAGCAAUGAGCCCUGCCAGCCCUACCUCCGGCCUGCGCACCUCACUGAACCUCUUUCCUACCCUUUCUGUGACACCCUCAACAGACAGCUCCGAGAGGAGCAUCUACAAACUUCACCAAACUGCUCCUGUUUGGGCCCCUGAGAACCCACCUGUCCCCCAGCCUCCCACUGGGCAGGCCAGGCUGGAAGCCCGUUUUCUGGAGAAUGUGGUGGCAGCAGAAACAGAGAAGCAGGCUGCACUGGCCCAGGGCCGGGCAGAAGCAUUGGCUGAGGCCAUGCCAGACGAAGCUGACGGACACUCAGAUACCCAGGAACUAUGGAGCUCCCCAGAGCCAGCCCCUGUACCCAGAACACCCCACAGCCCUACCUCCCGAGUCCUGCUCCGAACCCAGCAGAGCCUUGAGUCAGAGCCCAAGGUGUUACUGGCCCCUCCAAGCCCAAAGGCUGAGUCCAUUCAUGAGCUCCCAACCCAUGUAUCCAAGCUCUGCAUUGGAGACUUGGAUUUCUCAGAUCUGGGGGAAGAUGAAGACCAGGAUAUGCUAAACACUGAUUCUAUAGAGGCUGAGACAGGGGUCCCGCCUCCACCACCCCUGCUCUCUGGACAACCCCCACCACCGCCACUGCCACCUCCCCCAUCCAUUACAGGUGUAAUCCCACCACCUCCUCCUCCCCCACCCAUGAAGGGCCUAAUCCCACCACCUCCACCCCCAGUUGCCCCACUUAGCCAUUCAGCACCUGAUGGCCUGGCCCUACCCACUAAGAGGAAGACUGUAAAACUCUUCUGGCGGGAGUUAAAGUUGGGUGGGGGUCAUGGAGGCUCUAGGAGCCGAUUUGGGCCCUGCCCCACCCUGUGGGCUUCACUAGAACCUGUCUCGGUGGACACAGCCCGGUUGGAACAUCUGUUUGAGUCCCGUGCCAAGGAUGUGCUGCCUUCCAAGAAAGCUGGUGAGGGCCGCCGGACAAUGACCACAGUGUUGGACCCAAAGCGCAGCAAUGCCAUCAACAUUGGCCUAACUACACUGCCUCCUGUGCACGUCAUUAAGGCUGCCUUGCUCAAUUUUGAUGAGUUUGCUGUCAGCAAGGAUGGUAUUGAGAAACUACUGACCAUGAUGCCCACAGAGGAGGAGCGGCAAAAGAUCGAGGAGGCACAGCUGGCCAAUCCUGACAUACCCCUGGGCCCAGCUGAGAACUUCCUGAUGACCCUGGCCUCCAUUGGGGGCCUGGCUGCCCGCCUACAACUCUGGGCCUUCAAGCUGGACUAUGAUGCCAUGGAGCGGGAAAUCGCAGAGCCACUGUUUGACCUCAAAGUGGGUAUGGAACAGCUGGUGCAAAAUGCCACCUUCCACUGCAUCCUGGCCACCCUACUGGCUGUGGGCAAUUUCCUCAAUGGCUCCCAGAGCAGCGGCUUUGAGCUGAGCUAUCUGGAGAAGGUAUCAGAGGUGAAGGACACAGUGCGCCGGCAGUCACUGCUAUACCAUCUCUGCUCCCUGGUGCUCCAGACCCGACCUGAUUCCUCCGACCUCUACUCAGAAAUCCCUGCCCUGACCCGCUGUGCCAAGGUGGACUUUGACCAACUGAGUGAGAACCUGGGGCAGCUGGAGCGCCGGAGCCAAGCAGCUAAGGAGAGUCUCCAGGGUCUAGCUAAGCACGAGCUGGUUCAGACCUUGCGUACCCGCCUCACUCACUUCCUGACCCAGUGUGCCCACCGUGUUAACAUGCUGAGGAUAGUACACCGCCGAAUUUGCAACAGGUUCCAUGCCUUCCUGUUGUACCUGGGCUACUCGGCUCAGGCAGCCCGGGAAGUGCGUAUCAUGCAGUUCUGCCACACACUGCGUGAGUUUGCCCUGGAAUAUCGAACUUGCCGUGAGCGAGUGCUGCAGCAGCAGAAGAAGCGGGCCACAUGCCGCGAGCGCAACAAGACCCGGGGCCGCAUGAUCACCGAGACAGAGAAGUUUUCAGGUGUCACUGGGGAAACCCCCAGCAACCCCUCUGUCCCAGUGGCUGUGGGCAGCGGGCCAGGCCGAGGUGAUGCUGACAGUCAUACUAGCAUGAAGAAUCUGCUGACCAGCAAGUCUGAGGAUACCACACAUCCCCGCCGCAGCAGAGGCAUGGUCCAGAGUAGCUCCCCAACCAUGCCCCAAACAAUGGGGCCUGCCACUGCACCCCCUGAAGAACCCCAGGGCUCCAGCUUACCCAGUGACACUUCAGAUGAGAUUAUGGAUCUGCUGGUGCAGUCAGUGACCAAGAGCAAUCCUCGUGCCUUAGCCGCUCGGGAACGCAAGCGCUCCCGUGGCAACCGAAAAUCUUUGAGACGAACGCUGAAGAGUGGGCUUGGAGAGGACCUGGUGCAGGCACUGGGCCUGAGCAAGACUCCUGGCCUGGAGGUGUGAAGGCACUGUUUCCAUGAAACCAAAAUGGACCCUAAUCUAUAAUGCAAAAGACUGGAGUGAGGAGAGACUAGAGCUGUAUUUUGGGACUCUUCUCAACUAUUCUCAACUCUCCACCCAGUGACCACAGCCUUGAGCAGUAUUAUAUGUGUAUGUGUGCGUGUGUGUGUGUAUCUGUCUGUGUAUCUUAUGUGUUUAUGUGUGGGUGCAUGUGCAUGCACUUCAUGCUUCCUGUAUGCAUGGAGCAUAAUAAAGUUUUCUUAACCAA